Hyposmocoma kahamanoa is the source of this 1032-nucleotide messenger RNA. Its product is annotated as cathepsin L1-like. Gene Ontology annotation, molecular function: cysteine-type endopeptidase activity. The record is from RefSeq and is a predicted model, not a curated record. NCBI's taxonomy places the organism in Eukaryota, Metazoa, Arthropoda, Insecta, Lepidoptera, Cosmopterigidae. The transcript is spliced from 6 exons. Gene Ontology annotation, cellular component: lysosome. The coding region runs from base 25 to 1032 and encodes 335 amino acids.
AGUACUCCUACCAAAUAUCAUCAAAUGAAUUACAACAUGGCCACAUUUACUUUUAUCUUACUAUUGGCUGUUGUGGCGGUUAUAGCCAUACCAGACUUUCAGUACGAUUUAGAAAAAGCUGAGGAAUAUUUUGAAGCCUUUAUCCAGGAAUACGGAAAAGAAUACGCAAAUGAAGAUGUAAAGGCCAGAAAAUUCGAAGUCUUUAAAGAGUCACUGAAGGCGUAUAACAAGAUGAAUAUGGAGCAAUCGCAUGCUAAAUUUGGUAUUCAUGAACAUUCAGACUUAACCAGAGAAGAGUUACAAAAGAUAAGAGGCGGUUUCCGUCGUAUGGAAGGCGGCUUCCGUCGUAUGACCGACAGCAAUUGCACGAGUCACACCAGAGCACCAGCGGUAAACCCACCGGAAGCAUAUGACUGGCAACUGCAAGGUUCCGUUGUCACUCCUGUCAAGCAACAAAUGUGCGGCGAUUGCUAUGCCUUCUCUGCAACAGGCAAUAUAGAAGGUCAAUAUGCAAAGAAAUACGGUAAACUGGUGGAACUCUCAGAACAGCAGAUAGUAGACUGUGACAAGACAAAUGCUGGCUGCCAUGGUGGUGAUAUGAUAAAAGCUAUAAUGGAAAUAAAGAGAGUUGGUGGACAAAUGAGUCUGAAGGACUACCCAUACAAUGGCAUUCAGGGUAAAUGCUCAUUCAAUGCAAGUGACAUACAGGCUAAAGUGAUUGGUUGCGAAACAUAUAAUCUCACAAGUGAGGAUGAUUUGGUGAAAGUACUAUACAAUCGAGGUCCACUGGCUGUAGGCGUUGAUUCUACUGAUUUGCAGGCAUAUCUAGGUGGUAUCUUACGAUCAUGUUCGUUUAAGACCGGCAAUCAUGGUGUGCUUCUGGUGGGCUAUGGCGUUGAGGACAAUAUAAAGUUUUGGCGGUUCAAGAACUCUUGGGGAGGUUUUGGCGAGAAAGGUUACAUCCGCGUUGAGCGCGGAAAGAAUUUAUGUGGUCUCAUGAGCGACCAAAUCACCUCUGCUAUUGUUGCCUAA